AUGUCUAAUCCUCAAACAUAUCCCAACAAUCCCAUGAGUCAAUCAGCCCCUUCAUUUCAAUUUUCAUCCCAAGUGCAUCCAUCUCAUGGAUUUCAGCCAUACGGAUAUCCUCAAAAAUGGUAUCCCCCUCCAGGAUUUUCCCCACAAGGAUAUCCUUCACAGGGGUUUAUGUUUUCUGACUCUUCCAGGAGGACCAGUGUAGAUGGGAGUGGUACUGAUGGAGGCACACCAUCUUCAGGAAAGGCAGUUCAAGGUUUUGAGAAUAUAAAUCUCUCAGUUGAGCCUUCAUCCGACGACGACGAAGAGAAUACCAAAAUGCGCCGGGUGUUUUAUUCAGAUGCGGAGUGUGAAGUUCUUGCGCAAUGUUACAUCGAUAUUAGCAUCGAUUCAGUUGUUGGAAACGACCAAAAGAUGGACAAAAUGUGGAAACGCAUUGCGAAAGCCUACAAUGAAAAUCGUCCUGCCAACACUCCAAGCAGAAAGUUUAGACAGUUGAAGGCUCAUUUCUACAAGAUGCAGAAACAGGUGAAAUUGUUUUCUGAAUGUUACAAUAGGAUUGCAAGCAUCUGGAAGAGCGGUGCAAAUGAUGCUGAUAUUAUGGAGAUGGCACAAACAGAGUACAAGCAUCAUCACGGUACAAAAGGUUUUAAAUAUGUUGGAGUUUGGAGACUUUUGAAAGAAGUUCCCAAGUUUGCUGAGGUGCAAGGAAAUGUUCAAGCAUCCAAGAGAACCAAAAAUACAGAAGGAGGAGCCUACACAUCAUCUUCUACAGCUGAAGAAACUCCACGAGUCGCCCAAUGGGGCAUAAAGCGGCAAAGAAAAAGGAUAAGGGGAAGGGGAAAAAAGAUGACCUCGAUGCACUGCGUGAAGUUGCAAAAGAGCAUGAAACCAAUGCAGCAAAAUACCUACGUAUAA
Molecule: messenger RNA, 915 nt
Organism: Salvia miltiorrhiza (redroot sage)
Lineage: Eukaryota; Viridiplantae; Streptophyta; Magnoliopsida; Lamiales; Lamiaceae
Exons: 1
Coding region: 1-915 (304 amino acids)
Source: RefSeq, a predicted model, not a curated record